Trichomycterus rosablanca is the source of this 760-nucleotide messenger RNA. RefSeq names its product pre-mRNA-splicing factor CWC22 homolog. The coding region runs from base 31 to 654 and encodes 207 amino acids. The transcript is spliced from 2 exons. NCBI's taxonomy places the organism in Eukaryota, Metazoa, Chordata, Actinopteri, Siluriformes, Trichomycteridae. The record is from RefSeq and is a predicted model, not a curated record.
UCACAGACAAAGGAUAAACAACAAAAUGAAAUGGAUCAAACUGAAAGCCUUUUUAUUAAUACAACUUUGGAGGAAAAUGGGACUGUUACAGAAUGUAAAAAUGUUGAAGAUUUAAAGCAAACUGGUAAUAACGACAGCAGUGAAACAUCAUCAACAGAGGACAGCAGCAGUGGUUCAUCCAGCAGUGACGAUUCAUCUACAACUGAGUCUGGAGAGGAGUCAACUAAAGGUUCAGCAUCGGAGUCGUGCAACAUUGCUUUAGAAAUCUCACUUAUCUCUAAUGAAGGAACUGAGGAUAUACGCCAGGACGACACGUCUACUUCCAAGGAACUGAAAGAGAAACGCAGUUCUUCAUUAAAUCCUCAUGUGCGAAAAGAGGAACUUCACCGAAACAAGAAGGGUCGAAGUAUGGAGCACACAAGCACAGGAACAAAGACUUCUGAACACCUGACAGACAGCAACGACAAACGGAAAUGGAAUUAUUCAGAAGAGACUGAAGAUAAAUGGCUUAAAAAAAAAGAAAAAAAAAAAAAAGAAAAGGCGGCAAAGGUCUUGGAAAAGGAGGCGCUAAGCGUCACCGCAAAGUUCUUCGUGAUAACAUCCAGGGUAUUACUAAACCCGCCAUCCGCCGUUUGGCUCGCCGUGGCGGUGUGAAGCGUAUUUCCGGCUUGAUCUACGAGGAGACCCGCGGUGUGCUCAAGGUUUUCCUUGAGAACGUCAUCCGUGAUGCCGUCACCUACACCGAGCACGCCAAGAGAAA